UUCAAAUUAAUACAUAAAUUUCAAAAUGAACAAUAGUAAUCCUGAUAUAUUAUGCGUUUCAAGAUCAUUUAGAGCCAAAAACUCAAGUUGACUUUUUCUGUAUUGAAAAUUAUCUCUAUAUUGAAAAGAAACAAAGAACAAAGUAAUUUGUCGAUAUGAUAUAAUGCUUAAACAUUACUACCAAAAAAAGUAUAUCUAUUUAUUUUUCAUUUACAGCUCGAUUGACAUUCACAAAUACACAAGAUAUUUUAAAAUCAUAUUUUAACUCCAAAAAAAAUGUCUUUUUUAUGAAUUUUUGCUUUUCAACUAAGACAUCUAACUUAAUCUUUAUCAAUCGGCUGCACAUUGUACAACACAUGUCAGUAUUGUCAACGAACUGAAACGUAAACAUACGGAUUAACCGUUGCCAACAGGUAUUAUUAUGGUAACAGGGUAUACGUAUCGAUCGACGCAUAUCAUCUGUACAUCAUGUGUACACCAUUCAGUCGUUUCUGCAACUUCGUUGAGGAAAGACGAUGGCGGAUGAUAUUACCGCAAUUCAGAAAAAGUUCGGCAGUCUGAACGAAUACAGCAUACAACUGAAUAGAUGGCUUUCGAAAACGAUAGGCGUAUGGCCACUUCCAUCGUCCACCACGAAAUUCGAAAAGAUAAUGACAAAGAUUUUAAUUUUUCUCUGUUGGAUCAUCGCGCUAUUCGUCAUAACAUCAAGCCUGUUACAUUUUACCCUCGUUAAAGAGGAUAUUAUUUCAAAACUGAAAACGCUUGGCCCUAUAAGUUAUUGCUUUGGUGGAGGGCUCAAUUACGCCGUGUUGUUGCUUCGUAAAGACGAUAUACGCUAUUGUAUAGAUCAUAUAGAAACCGAUUGGAAGGCUAUCACGAGGACAGGCGAUCGGCAAGUAAUGUUUAAAAACGCGAAAAUUGGUCGCAUCAUUUCCGGUUGCAUCGCGAGCUUCAUGCAAGUUAGUACAAUUUGUUUCGGCAUCGUAUUUGGAGUUUUCAAACAGAAAAUCAAAAUCGGCAACGAAAGUAUGGAAAUACACGUGUUACCUUUUCCAACCUACAAAAUUCCGGUUGAUACUAAUCUAGAGCACAGUAUCGUUCUUGGUUUCCAAUUUCUGACAGGAUGCAUUAUGAGUGCUACCGUUGUUAUCGCUUUCAGCCUUGCUACUGUAUUUGCAUGCCACGCUGCUGGCCAGUUAACUAUAAUGGUUACAUGGAUUAAAGAAUUUGUAAAUCGGCCACAAGAAGAAAAUAAAAAUAUGCGAGUUAAUGAGAUAAGUGUGAUCAUCGAACAUCAUUUAAGAAUUCUAAGUUUCUUAGGACGUACUGAACAUCUAUUGAGUCCAAUAUGCUUUAUGGAAAUGUUCAAGAAUGUAUUAAGUAUAUGCAUGCUUAGCUAUUGUAUUCUCGUGGAAUGGUCUGGACGUGAUAUUAGAGCCCUCAGUGCAUAUACUUUUUCAGUAAUGAAUAUAGCUUUAAGCACAUUUCUAAUAUGUUAUAUCGGUGAAGUAUUAACUGAAAAAUGUAAAGAAAUUGGUAACAUGGUUUACAUGACAAAUUGGUAUCGAUUAUCUGAUAAAGAUAUUCUUAAUCUGAUUAUGAUUAUUACACGAUCUAGUGUAGAAUACAAAAUGACUGCCGGAAAAAUAAUUGAUAUGUCGGUGAUCACAUUUGGUAAUAUAAUAAAAACUAUUUUUGCAUAUUUAAAUAUAUUACGCCAAAUGACAAUAUUGUAAAGUGCACAUGUAUUGAGCAUAUAAAAAAAAAUAUAUAUUUCAAAAAAAAAUAUUGCACAUUAAU
Molecule: messenger RNA, 1800 nt
Organism: Apis mellifera (honey bee)
Lineage: Eukaryota; Metazoa; Arthropoda; Insecta; Hymenoptera; Apidae
Product: odorant receptor 4-like
Exons: 4
Coding region: 516-1736 (406 amino acids)
Biological process (GO): detection of chemical stimulus involved in sensory perception of smell; sensory perception of smell
Cellular component (GO): plasma membrane
Molecular function (GO): olfactory receptor activity; odorant binding
Source: RefSeq, a predicted model, not a curated record